AGGGGAGCACGGUAUGAAGCUUUUUUAAAAAUAAGAAGUGAAUCCGUUUGCGAAGGAAAGCUAAACAGUCAGGUACAUCUACAAAGAACUGUGUUCACUUGUUAUAGUAAACAGUUAGUUCUGACGUGUUUUGGAGCCCUCGGUAAAGUAUUUUGGACUAGUCCAUUGUUGGCUACCCUCUCUACAGCUGAAGUUCCGUGACUCACCAGAAAAAAUGAUGUAACUUUUGCCGGCUUUCAGUUACCUUCAAAGCGGAAAGACAAAAGGAAGUUUACCGUGUGAAACCGCGUGUGGGGAACAUUCUCAAGCUUUUCGCUGGAUAAAUGGCUCGGUUUCUAUAGUUCGGGAGAAAAGACAGCGGUAACAUCGCCGGUAACUUUCAGCUCGUUGUCCGGCAGACUCAGGUCAGUGAAGAAUGAAUCCAGCUCGUCGUUGUUCGGCGUUACUCAGCCAGCUGCGUGUGUCCUCGCGCGGGGGGGCGACAGCCAGGAGACCGUUCUCACCGGGACCGGUGUCAGCCCCGGCGGGAACACGGUACCUUCACGCCGGUGAAGGAGGAGGGGGAGUCAAAGGCACCUGUCCUCAACUGAAGCCGAGUGGAGCAUCCACAGCCGGGGUAGCACAAGUGUCCUCUCCAUCAGUGUGUCCAAUGGGUGGCAGCAGCAGCAGCAGGAUGUUUGGCACACUGGCCCAGUCACUGAACAGCGCCCCCCUGGCCCAACCAGACCCGUACACAGAGGAGAACCCAGACCAGGACCUGGCUGAGAUCGACCCGGACCAGCUGCUCAGAGAAUGCGAGGAGGCACUGCAGAGGCGUCCGGCCCGGCCACAUCGGGAUCUGGUCUAUCCCAGCGGCAUGGCGCCCUGCAGCCACAAGCACAACCCAUCCAUACGGAUCAUGCAGUGGAACAUACUGGCACAAGCUCUCGGUGAGGGGAAAGACGGCUUCAUCCGCUGUCCUCUGGACGCUCUCAACUGGCAGGAGAGGAAGUACCUGAUCCUGGAGGAGAUCCUCACCUACAGCCCAGACAUCCUGUGCCUGCAGGAAGUGGACCACUACUAUGACACCUUCAAGCCAAUCCUGGCCAGCCUGGGUUACCAUGGCAGCUUCCUGGCCAAGCCCUGGUCUCCCUGUCUGGACGUGGAGCAGAAUAACGGCCCUGACGGAUGCGCUCUCUUUUACCGCCGCUCACGCUUCUCCCUCCAGGCCACGGCUCACCUGAGGCUGUCGGCCAUGAUGCUGCCCACCAACCAGGUCGCCAUCGUGCAGACACUGAGCUGUCAGGUGACAGGCCGGCAGCUGUGCGUAGCCGUCACGCACCUGAAAGCUCGCAGCGGCUGGGAGAGGCUGCGGAGCGCUCAGGGCGCUGACUUACUGCAGAGUUUACGCAGCAUAACCACUCAAGGCGGCAGCAGCCAGCAGAACAAGGUGGCAGCAGGCACCGUCCCUUUGGUGGUGUGCGGGGACUUUAACGCAGAGCCCUCAGAGGACGUUUACCGCCGCUUCAGCACCUCCGCUCUUGGGCUGGACUCCGCCUACAAGCUGCUGAGUGGUGACGGUAAGACGGAGCCCGCCUACACCACGUGGAAGAUCCGCCCCUCUGGAGAGAGCUGCAGCACUCUGGACUAUAUCUGGUAUACCCAUGAUGCUUUGAGUGUAGACUGCCUGUUGGACAUUCCCACAGAGGAGCAGAUCGGGCCUGACCGCCUCCCCUCCUACCACUACCCCUCUGACCAUCUGUCCCUGCUCUGUGACGUCAGCUUCAGGGAGGAGCCUCACAGACUGAUGUAGGCGGCUCCACAGCUGCAGCUCUGCACCAACAGGAGGACUGAGACAGAGGACCACUGGAGACACACUGAACUGUAGGUUAGGACAGGGAGCUGGAUGUCAGCUGCUGGACUGAGUCAUGACAAGGUUCAUGUGACUGGAGACUGAAGAAUUCACUGUCAUGAGACACAAAUCACUGUCUGUAAUGUUCGUAUUUUAGAGACAGAUAUCACGGGGAACAUUAGAGGAAGUGAAAUGAGACACCACUUAGGACUUCUAGUUUUAGCAAUAAAUUUGGAUCCACUCAGUACGUCUCCAUGCACAGUUUAAUGGAGCUACAGUUAUGGCUGGAUCAUCUCAUUGGACUGCUGUCCUUGUCCCAGUAUGCAAGCAGUGGGGAGAAUCCAUUUAUUGAUGGAAGUAUGUCCGACUCCUCCUCAGCAGGUGGAGAUACGUCCCCUUUCAGCUAGUUGCUAUCGGACCUUCUUAAGGUUGAUCUAUUACUUCACUGACCAAAAAAGUUAGCAAGCUGCAGACAGGCUGCAUGUUGAACCAUGAAAACACGGUUAACUUUUCAGCGCUGUACAAUUAAUACAAACUUUGUUUUCGCUCCUUUCCUCUUCUUUUCUCCACAGUUAUCUGUUAUGUUCCUCCCGUUUUUUUAAUAUAUGCUCUUUGACUUCCGGGUCAAACCCCGCCGUGAGAACUACGGAGCAUGUUCAGGACACCUGGACCAGUUCAGGUUCAGUUCAGGCUUAUACGUGAGACUAAGUCGACCCUGAACUGCAGUGUCUAGGUGUGUUAGUGCGACCUCAAGAAUUCUUUUUUUUGAGCUUUUAUUUGAUAGGACAGGAAGUGUGACAGAGGGAUUUAUAAAAGUUAAAAGUCCAGUUUUAGUUGGACUGACACAAUAAUUCCAUUUUUUUUCAGCAUCAUGUAAACGUACUGACUGACUUGUGUGGACAUGGAUCAGUCACCGGGUUAUUGUUUAGUUUCGUUUUUUUAGCUUUUUGACUGAACGCUGUGUAUCUUAAUCUGAACUUGAGCGGAAAUGGCACCUGAGAAAUUCAUCUGCUGAAGUUUGCACACUGGAAACCAACUGUUCAGACUAUCAUCACUUAAUUUUAUUAAUUUAUUAUUUCUAUCAGUUGGUUAUUUUCAACAACUGUUCUUAUAGUGUUUUUAAAUUAUUAAUCAUUAUUUUGCAUUGAGGUAAUCCACAGUGCUCCCUCACACAGACUGUGUAUUAAGAUGAUCGACACGUUUCCAAAAUCUCCCACUGUACAGAAAUCAAGCCAAAAACUCCAGGACCAGCUGUCAUCUUGUAAUGGUGAUGUGGUUUGAAGCCAGAGUCUGUGCAGGAGCAAUGACGAGGUGGAGCCACAGUAUGAACACAACUCAAACUACACGUUAAAUUAUUUUUCAGUCGGGCCCAUGGAGGGGGCGGGGCUUAUGACCUGUACUGGCGUCUCUUACAGGAAGCUGUCACGUUGACCGUCUUUAUAAACAGUCCGUCAUGAUAACCAACGUCAGAGUGAGGGACCACAGUGUUGUUGCUGUGACUGUUCUGAACCUGAGAAAUGUUAAUAUAUGCAAUAAAGUCAUUAUUUUUACUCUUA
This is a messenger RNA of Plectropomus leopardus (leopard coralgrouper), 3387 nucleotides long. It is a transcript of the gene nocta, whose product is annotated as nocturnin a. Lineage: Eukaryota; Metazoa; Chordata; Actinopteri; Perciformes; Serranidae. Gene Ontology annotation, molecular function: poly(A)-specific ribonuclease activity. The record is from RefSeq and is a predicted model, not a curated record. Gene Ontology annotation, biological process: circadian rhythm.